Elgaria multicarinata webbii is the source of this 3509-nucleotide messenger RNA. It is a transcript of the gene GLIS2, whose product is annotated as GLIS family zinc finger 2. Gene Ontology annotation, cellular component: nucleus. Gene Ontology annotation, biological process: regulation of transcription by RNA polymerase II. The record is from RefSeq and is a predicted model, not a curated record. Gene Ontology annotation, molecular function: RNA polymerase II cis-regulatory region sequence-specific DNA binding; DNA-binding transcription factor activity, RNA polymerase II-specific. The transcript is spliced from 7 exons. Bases 225 to 1817 code for a protein of 530 amino acids. NCBI's taxonomy places the organism in Eukaryota, Metazoa, Chordata, Lepidosauria, Squamata, Anguidae.
GCCUCAGUCCCGCGGGCCUGUUGCUCGGGGCAGUCGAGGCGGGCGCCCGGAGCAUACGCAGAGUGCCGUCAGCCACGGCCGCGUCUGACCGGAGACGAGAACGGGCCGAGCGCCGAGCCGGGCCAGAUGCCCGACAUCCGCCUGGCGGGACGUUGAGGACACCCCCUCCCCACGAAGCCCCUUGCCCCUGCCUGACAAGAGCGGCCUCUGCCUCGCCGUUCGCCAUGCACUCCCUGGACGAGCCCCUCGACCUCAAGCUGAGCAUUUCGAAGCUCCGGGCGGCUCGGGAGAAGUGUGAGCAGGUGCUGGGGGCCGGCAAGCGCCGGGCUCUGCACCAGGAGCUCCGGAUCACGGGCGAGGACGCCGGUGCGGUCAGCCCUGGCUCCCCCCACUCCCCCACUGAUGGCUUCCAUUCGCACUCCAAAUGCCAUGACAAGAGGGACGCCCGCUGCUGCUCCUCACCCCCCACCAUCGACCUGAGCCUGUCCCCCUCUCCUCCAGGCUUGGACUCCCCCAGUGGCAGUGUCUCGCUCUCCCCUGACAGGCAGAGCAGCGGGGAGCUGGUCAGCUCCUCCACCCUGCGCGACCUCCAGUCGCUGCACUACCUCGACAGCCUGCGCAGCUCUUUCCAGUUUUUCCUGCCCCUGAACUCGGGGGGCACAUUGCACCUGCCCACCCCGGCCUUCCUGACGCCCCCCAAGGAGAAGCGGCUCUCCCCAGACCUGCCCCUGCAGAAGCAGCUGGUGUGUCGCUGGUCCAAGUGCAACCAGCUGUUCGACCUCUUGCAAGACCUCGUGGACCACGUCAAUGACUUCCACGUGAAGCCGGAGAAGGACGCUGGCUACUGCUGCCACUGGGAAGGCUGCGCUCGCCACGGCAGGGGCUUUAAUGCCAGGUAUAAGAUGCUCAUCCACAUCCGUACCCACACCAACGAGAAGCCCCACCGCUGCCCCACCUGCAACAAGAGCUUCUCCCGGCUGGAAAACCUGAAGAUCCACAACCGCUCCCACACAGGUGAGAAGCCGUACAUCUGCCCCUACGAAGGCUGCAACAAGCGCUACUCCAACUCCAGCGACCGCUUCAAGCACACCCGCACCCACUACGUGGACAAGCCCUACUACUGCAAGAUGCCCGGCUGCCACAAGCGCUACACGGACCCCAGCUCCCUCCGCAAGCACAUCAAAGCCCACGGCCACUUCAUCUCCCACGCGCAGCAGGAGCUGCUGAAGCUGCAGCCGCCCGCCAAGCCCCCGCUGGCCGCCGAUGGGCCUUACAUCAACGGGGCCCAGAUCCUGCUGCCCGGCCCGGCCGGGCUCUUCGGCGGCCACGCCCUCUCUGGCCUGCCCCUCCCGCUCACGCCGGCCCCCUUGGAUCUCAGCACCUUAACCUGCGGCGGGCUGAGCACCGCAGCCAUCGCCGGCCUGCCCGGCCCGGUGCUGGCCCCCCUGAACUUGGCCAAGAGCUCGCUCCUUGCCUCUCCCUUCGCGGCUGGCGGCCUGGGAUUGCCAGUCGUCUCCCUGCUGGCUGGAGCCUCGGCAAAAGCCGGGGCCGAGAGGGGACGUGGGAGCAGCCCCCGGCCCACCAAAGGCGGUGGCAGCGGCGCUCGGGGCCAGGGCCCCCAGGGCUGCAAGGAAGCCAGCGAGAGGACGGAGCUGGCCCGGCUGCGGCAGACGCCCGAGAGCCUCUCGCUGCUCCCGGUGGGCGCUCUGGACCUCUCCACCGGCAUGAACUCUGCAGGGAGCGCCGACGUUCUGCCCCCGGGCUGGGUGGUGAUCCCCACGGGCUCCGUCUUGCUGAAGCAAGCGGUGGUGAACUGAGGGAGGACGGCGGCCAGGACUGCUGGGAGCAUUGCCGGCUUGCCCCAGGCAAGUGGACCGGCUGCAGAGGACAGUGCCCCCCCCACGGCUCGUGACUUGGGAGAGCGGCAGGGUGGGGCAGGGGUGGCCCCAGUGCCCCAGUAGCACCGCUGUGCCCUGAAGCGUCUGACGGAAGGAGGGCCGCCUUGAACCAGCCAGGAGUCCUGCCCCCCUGCCCCAUGGGUCCAGCCUGCCCUGUCCCCUUGGGUUCCGGACCCUCACGACGGAGGAGCCUGCCUCUUCUGAGCUAAGCAAUAAACACAUUUUCCCGAGCAGCAGCCCCCCACCACCACCACCCGGAGAGCCGGGGCAUAGCCAGCAUGCCAACGGGCUUUGGCGCUUCCUCUCCAGGGGCGCCAGAGGGCACAAAGCAGGCAGGAGUUCCUUUUGGCUUCAAUGAGUCCCACUCCCCGCCUGCCUGCUUUGUGCCGGCUGCCUCCCCGCUGGUAGAACGCCAGCAGCUGAGGGCAGGUGCUGGGUCUCCGAGCUGCAGCUUGGGGAAUAGCAGGCUGGAAGCCAGGGUAGCCAUCCAGGGCGCCCUGCCCUCUCCCCAGGCUGACGCCGCUCUCCGCCAGCACCCCCCCAUCCGUCCCCCGCCCCCCCCUGAAGGGCACAGUAGGAGCCGGGCCCUUUCCUGGCUUGGCCCUCCCUGACAAGGCACACCACCUGGGCGUGCCGCUCAGCAAUCCUUUCCCUGACGUGGAGGAAUUGAAAUAUUCACUUCCCCCUAUUAGCAGUUUCUUCAGUUCAAGCUGCGCAGUCCCCUCCAGUGGCAGCCUAGGAUUGGGGCCCAGGUGCAUCUCCCGGCAGGCGGGGGACUUGCUCGCGUCCAGCCUGGCCCGGUUUCUGAUUCCGCAAUGGAACAGCUUUUCCCAGGUUGCACGAAGUCCACAGACCAGAGCAGGGGUUUUGGCGUUUUUUUUACUAUCUGAAAUUUUACAGAAAUUUAUUUGUAGAAAAUACUUAAAAUGGAAAAAAAAACCUGGCCAAAAACCUGCAUUUCCCCCAUAGGCCAAAGCAUGAAAAUGCAUUUGCCGGGGAGGGUGGGGAGGAGUUGUACAGUUUUGCAAAUGUGAAUUUGAGCAAAUUCAGGAAAUCGGGUGAAAAAAUCUGAUUCCGUCAAUGAAUGAAGGACAAAACCAAACCAACUGACAACCGGCGAAAUGCAGGCGGAGGAGCGGGUUUUACAAGGUCUGUCCGUCCCAAGCCUUCAGUGCAGCCUCCCCCAACCUGGAGCCCUCUGGGGGUUUGGGGCUGGACCACAACUCCCAGAAUGCCCUAGGCCAGCAGCUGGCUGAAGGAUUCUGGGAGCUGUGGGCCAACGUAGCUGCUGAGCGCCAGGUUGGGGGAGGCUGCACUAGUGACCGGGAUGUUCAACUUGUGGUCCUCCAAAUGUUUUGGACUACAAUUCCUAUCAGCCCCAACCAGCAUCAGCAAUGAUUUAAGCCAAUUGCCCCCUCUGCCUGUCUCUCCCUGCAGAACAAGCCCAUUCAAAGACUGUCCCACCUACCAGAGACAGACCGGGCUGCUGCGGAAGUAGCGCUGGCCUGCCCGUGGGCCGGGCCCUGCCGAGAGGAUCCUCUCCCACCACCACUGCCACAGCAGCAGAGCCGGCUGCUUCCUCCCUCCGUGUCCUCCUUAACCUCUCCCCCC